Molecule: messenger RNA, 2142 nt
Organism: Chanos chanos (milkfish)
Lineage: Eukaryota; Metazoa; Chordata; Actinopteri; Gonorynchiformes; Chanidae
Gene: akap8l
Product: A kinase (PRKA) anchor protein 8-like
Exons: 13
Coding region: 52-2142 (696 amino acids)
Cellular component (GO): nucleus
Molecular function (GO): DNA binding
Source: RefSeq, a predicted model, not a curated record
ACGCCUGCGACGGUUACGAGUGAAGCGUUGCGAAAAAAAAAAAAAAAGAAUAUGGACGGCCGUGGUUAUAACUCAGGCUUUUCCAGCUGGGGAGGAGGCGGCGGCGGCUCGUCCAGCAGAGGAUCAGGCAGCUAUGACCUGUAUGGGUAUAAGGACCCCAUGCCUGGAGGGGGUGGAUAUGGAGGGGGUGGAUACGGGGGUGGGGGCCAGAUGAAGAGGGGCCUCUCUGGAGGAUCCCUGCUCUCUUCCACUGGAACCAGUGCCGACGCAGUCAUCGCCAAAAUCAACCAGCGUCUGGACAUGUUGACACAGCUGGAGGGAGGCAUGAAAGGAGCGGGCCGCAGUGACAGGUUUGAGCAAUAUGAGUCCUUUGACUCUCACUCCGCCUCACUUGGCCCCCGCGAUCUCUACAGAUCCGGUAGCUAUGGUUACAGCGACUCCCGGGGCGACAUGAUGGCCCAGCGCGGAGGCGUGGGCUUCGGGGCAAUGGGCGGAGCUUCAGGAGGCGGAGUAGGGGGCGGCGGCUUUGACGGCUCCUCCUCUUACGGAUCCGCCAAAAUGCGGCCCGUCCGGGAUGCCUUCGCGGGCUCCGGCUGGGGGGCGGGCCAGAGGUCUCCCCGAAGGGGGGGAGGGUCUGGGGGGCGUGGCUUCGGCCGCAGGCAGGACGCCCCUCCCAUGGGCGGUGGAGCUGGCCGGGGAGGGGGGCAGGGCCACUCCCCAGGUGGGCGAGGGAAGCUCCCGUCUCUCCUGGGCCACCGAAUGUACCCCGAGAGCGGGGCCUUCCAGCCACAGCACGGGCCCCAAGACUUCCCCGUCCGGCACUUUGGAGGGGGCCCAAGGGCCAACCGACAGCGCGGCCGCAAGAGGCCCCUCAACCGACAGGUGAAGCCCCAGCGUGAUGGACAGAAGAAACGGAAGCAGACCCCCUCUGCAGCCGAUGAGCCCGAGUCUAAAAUGGGCAAGACAGAGACGAUUGGAGCAGACAAGACCAAUGACUCGGUAGAGCAGAGUGAGGAGGGAAAAGACACCAGGUCUCCCAGUGCUGCUGCCUCCAAACCUCCUGCCGAGGGAGAGAGUGCUGCUCUGUCCAUCCAGGAGGAGAUUUCUCAGAUGAAGAGGAAGCUGCAGGGAAAACAGACCACGCCCACUGCCCCCAAACUCAGGAAGAGACGAGGCUUCCUGGAAAGGUCAGGGGUCAAAGUUAACGCACAGAGGGUGAUGUUUGCUUGCUCCGUGUGCAAGUUCCGCUCGUUCUACAGCGAAGACAUGGCUGCUCACCUGGAGAGCCGCUUCCACAAAGAGCACUUCAAAUUUCUGUCCAAUCAGCUUUCAAAACCCACCACAGACUUCCUCCAGGAGUACCUGAUAAAUAAGUUCAAGAGGACAGAGGAGAGAACGAAGCAGAUGGAGAAUCUGAGUGCUGCCAUCUGUCAAAUUUAUAAAGAACAGGAUCUGACAAGGGACAUUGGGAUGGAACACUUUAUGAAGAAGGUUGAAGCUGCUCACUGUGCCGCCUGCGAUCUGUUCAUCCCAAUGCAGUACCAUCUGAUUCAAAAACAUCUCAAAUCACCAGACCACAACUACAACCGCAAGGGCAUGAUGGAGCAGUCGAAGAGGUCGAGUCUGUCAGUAGCUCGGAGCAUCCUCAACCACAAGGUCAUUGGCAAGAAACUGGAGAGCUAUCUGAAGGGUGAGAAUCCGUUUACCGGUAACCAAGAUGACCAGGACGCAGAGGAAUCCAUGGUGAUGGAGGUGUCAGAGGUGGAUCUGACCAAUGAGAGCCCUGUAAAGGCAGACCAACAGGAGAAGGCGGAUCCAUCUUCGGAAGAUCCGGCCCAGGCUCCCAAGUCCGAGGGGAAAGAUGGGGGGAGCGAUGAGGCAGAGAUGAUGACGGAAGAGGGGGCCCAUGGGAUAGAGGGAGAGAACGGAGGAGAGGAAGAGGAGGAUGAGGAGGGCAUUGAGCUGGGAGAUGAAGAAGGAGAGGAGGGGCUGGAAGUGGGAGACGGCGAGGAGGAGGAGGAGGGGCACGAGGAGAUCUUGGACGAAGUGUUAGACGGGGAGGAAGCCGAGGAACAGGCAGACGGAGACGGGGAGAAACAGGAGGAGAAAGGCGGCGAUGCCGACCAGGUUGUCAUCGAGUGA